CAUCCUAGUCCAAAUGCCCCUUCCCUUUUGUCCAGUCGCCACUCGCCAGCCAUAAAACUCCACUUUCCAAGUCCCUCCACCACGCCACCACCACCACCACCAGAAACGCCACCAACCGCUUCUUCUUCUUCUUCUUCUUCUUCUUCUUCUUCACCGUCGUCGUCAUGUCCAAGUGCCCGCACCACCACAGCGGCCACAAGUGGAGGAAGAUAUGGAGGAGAGUGUUCAAGGUCAGCCUGGUGGUGCUCUUCAUAAUCCUGCUCAUAGUGCUGAUCACAUGGGCCAUCCUCCACCCCCACAAGCCCCGCUUCACCCUCCAAGACGCCACCGUCUACGCCUUCAACGCCUCCGCCAACCCCAGCCUCCUCACCUCCACCUUCCAGGUCACCAUCUCCUCCCGCAACCCCAAUGACAACAUCGCCAUCUACUACGAUCGCCUGGACUGCUACGCUACCUACCAGGACCAGCAGAUCACGCUCAGCACCGGCCUCCCUCCCACCUACGAGGACACCAACAGCGUCAACGUGUGGUCGCCCUUCCUCUCCGGCGUCUCCGUCCCCAUCUCUCCCUAUUAUGCGGCUGCACUGAGCCAGGACCAGAAUCACGGGUACGUGAUACUCACGAUUAAGCUGAGCGGGCGGGUGAGAUGGAGAGUUGGGUCUUUCACCUCGGGAGGGUACCACAUUUUCGUCAACUGUCCGGCGUAUAUUACAUUCGGGAGCAAGAGCACGGGGAUCGCGGUUGGGAACAACGCGGUCAAGUAUCAGUUGAUGAAGGCUUGCGACGUUAAUGUCUGAUGAUCAACGCUACUGCUAUGCAUAUUUUACUGGCUAUGGUACAACUCGUCGAUUAGCUUCUCUUUUUUCUUAAUUAGCUUCCAUCAAUAAUUCGUUCCCCACUUUGUCCUUAUUUAUUAUGUUUUUGACUUCUGCAAUAUAGUGGGUACAGCGGUGAUUCCCUCAAUCAUGUGUAGAGUUAUGGGAUGAUGUGAAUGAUAUUAGAAAAGUUUUUCCAGAAGAGAAGAUGGAUAUGUCAGCAAAGCCAUUAAUAUAUUUAUCUACAUUGUUAUGUGUA
Molecule: messenger RNA, 1074 nt
Organism: Eucalyptus grandis
Lineage: Eukaryota; Viridiplantae; Streptophyta; Magnoliopsida; Myrtales; Myrtaceae
Product: NDR1/HIN1-like protein 1
Exons: 1
Coding region: 165-797 (210 amino acids)
Biological process (GO): defense response to other organism
Source: RefSeq, a predicted model, not a curated record